AUGAAUUUCACUCUCAUCAUAUUCAACCUCUUUAUCACCUACGUGAUGUUCGCAUCCGGCGUCAUUAGAGCUGAAGAGUUCAAAUUAGACUAUUCGUCUGCCAAACAUGCUCUGCCACCGAUUGAGACCGCGGGUAGCAAGUUUUUCAGCAGCGAAACCGGCGAACAGUUCUUCAUCAAGGGAAUAGCGUAUCAACCACAGUAUUCCCAAGAAGAUGCCAUUAGUCUAGGUUUGCCGAUGAGUGACACAAAAUAUAUCGACCCUCUGGCAACACCAGCAAUUUGCCUAAGAGACAUUCCUCACUUGGCCGAGUUGGGCGUUAACACAAUUAGAGUAUACGCAAUCGAUCCUACGCAGUCUCAUGACGUUUGCAUGGAAGCGCUCAUGGAAAAUGGCAUUUACGUUUUGCUUGAUCUUUCCGAACCAGAUGCCUCCAUAUCGAGAGAUUCGCCGAGCUGGGACUUUGGCGUGUAUCAAAGAUACAAAGAUGUAAUAGAUGCUAUGCAUCAAUAUCCAAAUGUUCUCGGCUUUUUCGCCGGGAAUGAAGUUACCAACGAUAGAACCAAUACCAAUGCUUCACCAUUUGUAAAGGCUUCUAUCCGCGACAUGAAAGAACACAUAAAGAACAUGAAUUAUCGAGCAAUCCCUAUAGGAUAUUCCACAAAUGACGAUGUGGAGACCAGGGAGAACCUCGCGCAGUUUUUCAGCUGCGGCAAUGACACAGCAGACUUUUAUGGCAUCAACAUGUAUGAGUGGUGCGGCUACUCAUCAUUCCAUAACAGUGGCUACGACAAAAGAACUCAGGAGUUCAAAAACUAUCCAAUCCCGGUAUUCUUUUCAGAGUUUGGAUGCAAUUUAGUCAGACCGAGACCGUUCACAGAGGUGGAAGCACUUUACAGUAAACAGAUGAGCAGCGUUUGGUCGGGUGGUCUGGCGUACAUGUAUUUCGAAGAAGAGAACCAAUAUGGCGUUGUUGAGAUCGAUUCUAAAAACCGAGUCGUUCGGUUGAAAGACUUCGAGUAUCUCAAAGAUGAAUUCAAGAGGUCCGAGCCCAGUGGCAUAACAAAGUCCGAAUACUUGCGAAGAUUGGGAUUGUCCCCAAAUGCACCUACCACAAAGAGGGAAUGUCCGUCGAUUUCAGUAGCUUGGAAAGCUGCGGAAAAGCUGCCCGAAAGACCUGAAAAGUCAAAUUGUGACUGUCUGACGAGAUCUUUGCCUUGUCUCGUUUCUCCAUUUAGCGACCAGUCCAAAUACAAAGAAUACUUUGAAUAUGUCUGUGGUCAAGUGGAUUGUUCUGACAUCAAAGCAGAUGGGGAGAACGGUGAGUAUGGGAAAUAUUCGGGCUGCACGCCAGACCAGAAACUGGCCCUGCAAAUAAGCAAACUAUACUUCAGCCUCGCUGAGCAGAACGACAUUUGUCCGGUGGACGAUAGGCACGUUUACUUCAAUCGUGAUAGUAAAAAUGGUCCAAACAACGACGAGUGCGCAUCUCUAAUCAAGUCUGUUAAAAGGUCAUCAAGAACACGGAAAAGUGACGAUAGAGUUCCAAGUCCAAUUGAAGACCAUACAUCCAGCGGAAGCAACAUAGCACCGAGCGUAUUAUUGGAAUUAGCAUUUGUGGUAUUGGCAGGGUUGAUUGUAUAG
Molecule: messenger RNA, 1644 nt
Organism: Lachancea sp. 'fantastica'
Lineage: Eukaryota; Fungi; Ascomycota; Saccharomycetes; Saccharomycetales; Saccharomycetaceae
Source: the annotation of a GenBank genome assembly